Effrenium voratum is the source of this 1131-nucleotide messenger RNA. NCBI's taxonomy places the organism in Eukaryota, Dinophyceae, Suessiales, Symbiodiniaceae. The record is from the annotation of a GenBank genome assembly.
AUGAAGCUCCAGCUGCUGCUGCAUGCGGCCUUGGACCAGGCGGAGGUUCAGCUCCAGAACGUGGCUCAAGCGCUUCAAAAGGGAGAGGCCAAGGGCUCGGAUCCCUAUGUGGGCAUCUUGUCCCCUGCGCUCUUUGACGUGGAGGACUGCAACAUCUAUGGCUACGUGGCGGCCACGCGAGUGAAGGUGUUGGCCAUUGUCCGGGAUGGGGCCUGUCGACAAAGACGCGACGAGGAGGCGAUCCUGCGAUCCAUGCUGAGGCAGCUGAACUUGCUGUACGUGGAUGCCGCGUCCAACCCCUUCUACGACGGCCUGGGCAAGGCGAGAGACGAGCUCAAGCACAGGCUGGAGACCAUUUGCGAGGAUUCGGAGUUGAGCCUGAGCACCGACUGUAGCGAAGCAGGGAGUGAGAGCCCUGUGAGCCUGGACACAACAGAAGCUUUGCUGCUUUUUGAUUGGGAUGACACGCUGCUCCCGACCAGCUGGAUCCACGAACAGGGAUGGCUGAACGAGGAAGGCGACCUGGUCAGUCCAGCAGACGAGAUCAUCCUGAAUCGACAGCAGCAGGUCCUUCUGCAGGAGCUUGAGGUCAAAGUGGAACAGACCUUGCUCACGGCGAUGGGCUAUGGCAGGGUCGUGAUCGUGACGAAUGCAAUGGAGGGAUGGGUGGAGACCAGCUGUGCCGCCUUCUUGCCUGGCCUUCGGCCACUGCUAGAUGAGCUCGACAUAGUCUCUGCCCGCGCAUUCGCGACGCCGUCCGGACGGACCCGGACCUCCAUCUCCAGCCGAUUCGAGGAGGGCGUGGGAAUCGACGGCCCGGCGGAGUGGAAGCGCCGCGCCUUUGCGGAGAUCAUGGAGGCGGCCUUCGCGGAAGGCGGCAGCAGGCCAAACGUGCUCUCCAUCGGCGACUCCGUGUACGAGCAGGAUGCUAUCAAAGCUGCCACCAAGUGCAUGCCGAAUUGCAGCUCGAAGUCGCUGAAGCUUCUGGAGUCCCCGGAUAUCCAGCAGCUCAUUGAGGAACAUGACUUGCUUUUUCACCACCUGGACACGGCCGUUGCCCACGAGGAUCAACUGGAACUCGAGGUGGCCCCCGAGAUGGCUCGAGAAUUAGGGGCCUUUGUGCCCGCGUAG